Molecule: messenger RNA, 3957 nt
Organism: Leishmania major strain Friedlin
Lineage: Eukaryota; Euglenozoa; Kinetoplastea; Trypanosomatida; Trypanosomatidae
Exons: 1
Coding region: 1-3957 (1318 amino acids)
Source: RefSeq, a predicted model, not a curated record
AUGAACGACUACGAUGAACUCUACGAAGACGACUUCGAGGAUGACGAGCUUGGCUCUGUCGCCGCCAAGUCGGCCUCGUGCCACGCUGCGUCCAUGUCAACGCCGCAUCGCCCUGUUCCUGCCACCUACGGAACGGCCUCAAAGAGCGGAGUGAUAACCUCCACAGCCACGGGCCAUACCGGUGCCGCAGCCAAGUCUGGGAUGGAGAGUGCUCCACGACGGCCCAUGUGUUCCUUGGGUUCUAGCUUCUCCAGUUACCAAUCAUCUUCGGAUGACCCGCUGCUGCGGUCAGCACACGAACACUGCUGCUCCUCGUCCACGUCGUCGUCCCGACAUCACACGGACCCUCAGCACCCUACCAAGGACAGCGGCGGCCCUCCAUCUGCCGCAGAAUCCGUCAAAGGCCAUCGAGCCUUGCCCGACACCGAUGACGCCAACGCUGUAGUGAUCGCGUCUGAUUUCGUGCGCACACCCAUGUCGCCAAGAAACCUCAGCGCUGUCACCCCCGCCUCUGGGUGCCCCUCCGUUGCACAAACGCCUGGGCAGCGUGAGAUCGCCUCAAGUGGCACCCCAAAGGCGUACGCCAAGCUCGACAAUGAUGAUGGGGUGCAGGUGAUCGCCAGCAUGGGUCGGAAGCAGCUGCGACCAAUGUCUCCUUCCGAGGCGUCAGCGACCGAAACCGCAGCGUCCUCUUGCACCUCCUUUCACUCAACGUCACACGCUUCCUUGUCGCCGGGCCGCGCUGGAUCCUCGCGCCACGGUAUGCCGAGAGCCGGGAGCGGUAGCGUUUCAGAAACGGGGGCAAAGCACCUCCAACGCGUCAAGUUCGCGGGAAACGCCUCACGAAGCUCGUCGGUCGCAUCCUGCAGUAGCGACGAUGAUAGCGGUAGCGGCUGUGGGCGGCUUCACGGCACCUCUCCGACCCCCUUCACCUCCGCCGCAGCGCCCCCGGCGGCCGCAGUGGCGCCUGGCAUUGGGGCACCGGUCACGCGUAAUGUCUCCGCCGAGCGUCGCCACUCCGGAAGCAGCUCGAUCACAACAUAUAGUGUAAAAAAGUUGCUACACCAGUCGAACUACACCUCGGUGGAUGUGCUGGAAGCGGACGACGACCGCGGCCAUCGCCUCACCCCGGCCGAGAUCGACGCUGCAGCGGCCCCAGUCGACGAUGAAGAGGGGGAGGAGGACCACGAGGACGCCAGUGCCAGCAACACCAUGUUACCCGUGGCAGCACUGACAGCACAGCGGCAACGUUUGGCCUCCUCACCGUCGGGUGUCCACUCGGGCUCCUUCACGAGCCUCACCCCAUCCACCCCCGCGGAACCGUCGCUCACAAGCCACGAACCCCCCUCUGCCCACAUCACUACGACAGCGCCAUCAUCCUCAAUGGCACCGACGACACGCUCCUCAUCGAAUCGUGCGCCGCCGCAGAAUGGGCCUGACAGCGUUAGUGCUCACAGCAGCAGCCGUCCACACAACUCGACCUCUGCUGUGGCGCUGCAAACCUCAAGCAACGACGCCUCCCGAUCUAGAUCCGCUUUAUGCGAAGCCUCACCAAAGACGCAAGCGACAAGCGGUGCUGUAUUGCGCGGCGCCAUUCAGCGGCGUCAGGUCACCACUGUUUGCAACGAUGCGAUGGAUGCACGGCUCUUGGAUGGUGUCUGCGACUCACAGGGACCACGUGACGACAGGGGUGACGUCGACACCGACGAGGAUGGUGUGGAGAAGAAGCCGCAGAGAGAUGCAAGGUCGAAACAACUGUCGUCGCCGCCGCCGCCGCUCCCGCCGUCGAGGACCUUCCAGCUUUCGACCACGACGUCCGAAGAUGCCUCCCUUUAUGAAGUGGGCACCGCAAAGACCAAAGGACACACGAAAGUGUCGACCACGGCUGCCAAGGACGGCAACGCGCCUGAGUCGGGUGAACGUGCGGCGCUGCUGGCGCGCGUGGCGCAGCUCCGCGAGGAAAUAGCCACGUGGGACAAUCGCAUUGCACGGCAGCGCGCCUUAAUUAAAGCAGAGGCGGGGAGGUCGGACGGUGCGGCAGCUUCCUCGUCGAAGUGUCGCUCCGCCGACGGUACAGGCGUGGCACGGAGACGCAGGGGCUCGAACGGCGGCAAGCAGCGCUCUGAGUCGGUGGAGCAAGCGCUACACACGCAGGCCGACGCCAAGGGCGACGGUCGUCCCGUCAACGUACGACUCACGAAGCUGAGGCGUGAAAACGAGCAGCUCGAGGCCCAGUACGCGCGCCAAGGCGCCGGGGAGGCGGAGAUGAGCGUGCAGGCGCUCGUGGUGCGGGCAGACACCCAGCUGCAAAAAGCUCGGCUGCGACUCAAGGAAAUCACGGCCGUGCGCCGCGCUCUCGAAAACCGCGACAAGCGUGCCGCGCACACCAUCAAAGAGGUGCACCGUCGUAUGCCGACGGCCGAUGAGCUGGAGGAGCGGCAGCACAACGAGGGUAUUUACUCACGCAAGGGUCUGCUGCGCACGGUGAAAGAGCUCAAGGAGAACGUGGAACGCACACGCGCGGCGACCAAGAUGAUGAAAGCCAGGUGCGCUGAGCUCGAAGCGCACGUGCGGCGCAAGCACCUGUCGUCCAUCCCGCUGAAGGAGUACGAGGCACUCUGCGCCACUCGUGACGCCAACGUGAAAGCGAUUGAGAAGCACAAAACUGCCAUCUUCGUCUACACAAUCGCCUUCGCGCAUGAACUGCGCAACGGCUCGAAAUCCACGUGUGGUGGCGAUGCUGGUGUUUGUGCUACGCAGUCAAGUCGCAGCUCCUGCACGACGUCGCCAUUCAAGCCCGCCAUCUCGCCAGUGCGGGCGGGGGCGACAGCGAAAGAGCAGCAGCAAGUGAUCGCCGAGUACGAGGCGAACAAGGCUGACCGUCUGCUUCAGCAGAAGAGGAUACUGCUGGGCCGCAAGCAGGAGCUGCAGGCGAGCAUCGACACGCUGUUGCAGCGUGUGGAGGAGUACAACGAGCAGAUCAAGGUGAAUCACGCGCAGGCGGGGCUCGGCUACCUCGAUGCCAAUUCUGCUGCUGUUGCCAAGGCUCGCGCGCCCCUGUACGCCGUCGGUGGCAGUAGCCCAACACGCUCGACGCCGGCGACGACUUCAGCGGUGUCUGCGCGAGAUUGCGGCGUCCUGGUAGCGGGAAGCGGUGCUGUGGUGGCGCGCAGGGGGUCGCUGCGAGAUGUACUGCGCUCUCCCGUGACGCGUCGUGUAGAGGCAAUGGAGGCGGCGGCGGAUGCGAAAGGCGGCGGCGGCGCGGCCAUCAAGCACCUCCGCGGUGGCGCCGCCGCUGCGCGCAGGAGAACCCCGGAAAAUGCGAAUGGCCAUGCAAAACAUUCGAACCUCGGCCUCAAAGCGCUACCAGCGCUGGUGCAGACGGGCAAGCGCACCGCACGCGCCGAGGACCGGGCAUCCUUGCCUGCCCUGACAGCAGUGUUAGGCUCGCCAGUGAAGGCGGCGGCGGCCCAGAUGGGCAGCAGCAUUGCCGCUGGUGGCGAGAUGCCGACCUCAUCACGUAAUGCCAUCGAAGAGGAAUUGGGUGACCGCGACAGCAUCGAGGCCGUGCUGCGCAGGAUCGACGCGGACAACACACGACUCGGUUAUGAUAUGUUUGAGUUGGAGGGCAGAGAGAGAGCGGCGCCGCCGGCGUUCCCGGAGAAUACCCAUGACGCCGACCCGGUGAAGGUGGCGGACAACGUCCCCGGUGAUGGUGACACAUUUGAGGUGGAGUUGGUGCCUCACAACGUCAAUGAAGGUGACAACGGUGGCCAGGCCGGUGGAGCCGGUCACCACGAUCAUGCCACCAGCGCGGCGGAGCGCCUGCGUGGUGUUUAUGACAGGGCAAUGCCGAGCGAGCCGCCAACGGAAGAAGAGGAGGUGGAAGAGGAACUCAGUGCCGGCAACAGUGACGAGUCUGGGAGGUCGACGCCUGAGUGGCUGCGGGACGAUUAG